Wyeomyia smithii (pitcher-plant mosquito) is the source of this 5083-nucleotide messenger RNA. RefSeq names its product muscle M-line assembly protein unc-89 (gene MnM). The record is from RefSeq and is a predicted model, not a curated record. The transcript is spliced from 4 exons. Gene Ontology annotation, molecular function: protein binding. NCBI's taxonomy places the organism in Eukaryota, Metazoa, Arthropoda, Insecta, Diptera, Culicidae. Bases 279 to 4370 code for a protein of 1363 amino acids.
UGCGCUCAGCUCAGUUCUCGACCGGUCGCGGAUCAACUCGGACACCCGAAAAACUCGAAAAGUACGCGAAACCGCGCCUCCUCGGUCCAUAGGAAAAUUAACCCGAAACCUAGACCGAAAACGAAAGGAAGAAGAUGGCGCCCCUAGUAUACUAGUGAUUAACCUCCUCCCACCGACCGCGACCGCGAAUCGACCGGAGCUGAGGGGGUAGUGUGAGCAAUAUUAAAAAAAAACGAGACUUACAAGCUGCUGCUGUUUAGUACUGAUUUUUGCAUUCGAUGGGAAAUCAGCCGGCGAAACACUCCGGAAGGCCGAAGAAGGCUGUCCACUGGAAAUCAGCAGAGCCUCCCUCGCCGCCGGGAAAACCGAUGGUGGUGCCAGGAUCACCAAGCUCUUCGCUGCCGGAUGUGGUGACGAUCCGUUGGAAGCGACCGACUAGCGAUGGCGGCUCGCCAAUUCUUGGCUACAUCGUCGAGCACCGGCGGGCGGGUUCACCGCACUGGACCCGUGCAAGUGCCGUGCUGACACAGGCGACCGAAAUGUCGUUUAGCGGACUAGAGCCGGGUUGGCGCUAUCAGUUCCGGGUUGUGGCGCAAAACAUCGUCGGUCAGUCGGAAAGUAGCGAACUCUCCGAUGCGUUGACCGUAACAUUGCAACGGGCUGCCGAAGCACCGCCCCGGUUUAUUCAUGAACUGCUCGAUACGACUGCAAUCGAAAAUGAAAAGGUGGAGUUCCGAGUGUCCGUCUCGGGAACACCCGCCCCGCAGAUUAGUUGGUACAAGGAUGGAUUCGAAAUGUUUAGCAGCCGUCGUACCAAAAUUCUGACUGAGGGUGACUUUAGUAUGUUAGUAAUUCAUCAGACCGCCCUAACUGAUGCUGGUGAGAUCAAGUGCACGGCUAUGAACCGCGCAGGUCACACUAUAACUCAGUGCAAUCUCAUCAUCGACGCGUAUCCGAAAAUUCGCCUGCCCCGGCAGUACGAAGAUGGGUUGAUUAUCGAAGCUGAUGAGGUGAUUCGGCUCAAGGUCGGCAUUGCAGGCCAGCCAACGCCGAUUGUCGAGUGGAGUCACAAUGGCGAAUUGUUGACCACUGGUGGCCGUUAUGAAAUCGAAACCUCCGAUAAAAAUUCAUCCCUUAGAAUAGCCAACGCCGAGCGGUCCGAUCGCGGCGAAUAUAAUCUCAGGGCGUUUAAUAAACUAGGAGAAGAUUAUGCUUCAUUUCUGGUAACGGUAACGGCACGUCCCGAACCACCUGGAAAAGUGUCCAUCAGUGUGGGAAUCGGAAAAACUGUCACCUUAAGCUGGGACGCUCCUGAAGACGAUGGUGGUUGUAAAAUAGGAAAUUAUAUCGUCGAAUAUUACCGCGUCGGUUGGGACGUUUGGUUAAAAGCCACAACCUGCCGGCAGCUGAACACAACGCUGAGUGGUCUGUUCGAAGGUUCACAGUAUCGUUUUCGUGUGAAAGCGGAGAAUCCCUAUGGGCUAAGUGAUCCUAGUGAAGAAUCGGACACACUAUUCAUUCCGGAUCCGAAGCGUGGAAUCAACAGUGCAACCCAGGUGACGGAGAUGGAUAUGAGGGAAAACGAAAAUCAGCAGCCGCUCGCGGUUCCUCGCAAGCGUCGUGAAGAAUCUCGUUCGCCGGCUCGCGACAUUGAACAAAUUAAACGAAUUCGAGCCCUCACAGGAGACGCAGCUGCCUACAACCAGGACGAAAUCGUUCGCGAAAUGUCUUACGGUACACGGGAUGAAGAUUUCUUCAAACCCAAGCCAGCAGAAACGGCUCCUCCAGUGAGAACCGAUCCAUACAAAUCGACACAAUCGGAACCACCUGCCCAGGAAGUUCGCUAUAAAGCUUCUCCUUCCCCUGUGCAACUCAAACCUAAUCAACCAGCACCUCGCAAGUCUAAAUCUCCCUCCCCGGCACCGGUGCUUCCAGCAGUCGUCAUCACGACGCCUCCCGAACCUUCGUACCCGCCCCCACAGAGGCCACCGCAAUCGUUCACCUCACCACUGAAGGCGAUGGAGAAGUUCUCCAAGGAUCCCAGCCCUCUAUCGAAAAUCGCAUUCUCAUCCGGUCAGCUGGAGACAACCACAACUAAUAACAAUAACAACGACAAAAACAACAACAACAAUUCUACCGUUCCCACCAGUUCCGGUUCACCAGCUGGUAAUCCGUCGAUCCACAACAGCAGCGAAUUCAUGCUGGUGCUGUACAAUGAUCAGCAAGCGAAGAACAAUACACCCACUAACGAAGUAAAACACAAGCCUUCACUACAGUCAUUACUCUACUCUCAACUUUGUCGCGAAAAAUACUACACCCGACGGCUGGUUCAGCUGGCCAGUUCCCGACCACCUCGGUUUACACGCUCCAUGUCUCUCUGCUCUGGCAAUUCAACCUUCGACUUCGAAUUGGACGAAAUGGUCCCUCCACCACCGCCCCUCUCGCUAUCAGCUCCGGAAUUAAAUGUGGAACCUCCACCGGCACCGACUAUGCGCCCGGCCGUUAGUUCCACUGAGCUGCUGUACGAACGGGCAAUGGCCCGCUUUUACCAGGCGGUCGCACUAGAAGAAUCCGAAAAUCAACGAAAGGCAACCGAACGUAGACGAAGCUAUGGUGCUGCGGAACAAUUGAUUCAACAACAAAACAAUCAACAGCAACAGUUGCAACAACAGCAGCAGCAACAACAGCAGCAACAACAACAACAAGAGGCAUUAGCAGCAGCAGUCUCGGCACGAUUAGCCGACCGCAGAAGCAGUUUGCGGCGUAGACUCUCCGGGGACAAGGAAUCGAUCGUCAAACAAUCCAGUUUCGAGACGGAUGUCAGGCAACAUUCCAGCACAAUUGAGGAGGUUAUUCCGGAGGAAAAAUCGAUACCCGCUGAAGUGGAACCCGCCGCAUCGAUCAUCGAGAAACCAAUCGAAGAACUCGACGAGGAAAUGUCGAUUACCUCGUCCAUGGACUCAAUGCUCGAAGAGCUGAAACGCAGGGAAUCCGAUCGAUCUAGUCGCUCCAGACUCAUGAGCGACGACGAGGAAAUGGAAACUUAUCACCCGGCUCAACAACGCGUGGUUUCCCCUUACACGAAUCCAGACCCAAGUCAGGCUAUUGAGGUACUCACGAAGCCUCUCCCGAUGCCUGAUCCGAACUUCGUGCCAAAGCCAAUUUUGAAGAGGCCUUCGACGGAACAGCUGACAAAGGAUGAUAAGGAAAAGAAACCCGACCGGAAGGGUUUGAUGAACAUUUUCGAACGGAAGUCACCUACGAAGGAACCUCUGCAAGCUCCUCGUUCUCCUCCAGUAGAGCGCGAGAGAACACCCGAACCGAAAAUGCAAUUAGAAGCUCCAGUUAUCGAGCAAAAAUCACCUUCAAGUGAGAAGCAUUCUCCAGUAGAGUCUGUUGCACUGAGCGAAAAACAGCCCCCCUCGGAGCUCGAAAUUCGAACAGCUCUGGUGUCGGAGGUCGCUCGCCAAAGGCGAUUGCAGUCUAGACAGAGCUCUAUAGAGGAAUCCAGAGCAGUAGCGGAUUUCUACACGGAGAUCGUUCAGCAGGUGGAAAGUUCGAAGAAACCCAGACAGUUACCGUUCUACGUGAGCCCCGAGGAUAUCCGUAAGCAAGAACGCACUCGCUCGCGAGAUACGUCUCGUGACCGAUUCGUGAGAUCUAGAUCCGGCUCAAGGUCUCCACUGGAGGAACCCUAUAGGAUUACAAAAUCUCGUUCACCUUCCCUAACAUCGGAACAAAUUAUUACUAAAGGCAAACCUGCCCGAGAGAGCAAAAUUCUCCGUCAGCGAUCGACAUCGGUCGAUCAAGAUCCGAAACGCCCGUCGUCUGCUGCUGGUCAGCCACUAGUAUCAAACAAAAUCCAACCGGAUACUGCAUUUAUUGCCCGUGAACCUGUGGGUGACUCGAUCAGGAAAAGCCGUCCCCUUCGCGAGUCGUCAGCAAUCACCAAGAAACGCAACCUGUCCAACACCCGCUCUCGCAGUAAUUCCGGUUCACGCGAUGCAGAAUCAAUCUCUGAUGGGCUUACGACAAGACGAGCUCCGAUCAAAACCCCGCCCGAAAUACCAACUCCACCCACACCUGCCACGAUCCCAGCAGCUACUCCGUCGACUUCUCAGCCACAACCAGCUCCGACCGAGCGAUCUCGUUCACAGUCUCGAACUCGCGAACUAACUCCACAGGAAGCGUCUGUCAAAUCCGCACUAGCCUACCUAACCGAUGUUGCCCUAUUCGCGCUGGCCUGCUGGUUGUACCUUUUCAAGAAUCCCAAGUGGGCGAUACCGGUCAUCAUCUUGAUCAUGUACCGCCACAUCAACGAUGCCCUUAAAGAUCGGAUUCCACCCUGGGUGAGACGCCCCAUCAGCUAAUCCAAGCUCCAUUUGUUUUUUUUUUUAAUUCGAUAAAGACAUAAUCUCAAUGAAACAGAAGGAUAGUUUUAGCGAAGCGAAGAGAAUGUUAUUAUUCAGUCUCGUCGAAUGCGAGUAUGAUGACACGAAUUGUGCCCCGUAACCGGUUGACAGUUGUACUUUGCAUACGUUUGAGGUAAUACUCAUCAGUGAAAGUGGUUUGCGAUCGAGAUCGCCGGAAAUCAGCUUAAAACAGUUUGUUUAUAUUCAAUAUUUCAUCAACCUUUACUAUUAGUCUCACACAACAUCAACCGUUAAACGAACCAUGAGCGCAGUUUGAUUAGCGCAAUUAUUGCACAGUGGCGUUCCCAGUGUGACCAUUCAUAACGAUGGUUACCAAGGAAAAAAUCAUUGGCACUGUACUAGCGAAACUGCACUCGAUAGCUAAAACUUGGUGUUCUGCACAUGCACACUCUCACCCAUUCACGCACGCACUUCAGCCUUAUGAUGCACCGAUUUGUGCUACCAUUUAUCGUUGUCGUGUUGUUAUACUCUGUGGUUUCCUUUCAGGACUGUCGCCACUAUUUUAAUUAUUCUAAAUAAUAUUAUUAUUACUAUUAUUAUUAAUCUUGCAUUACCCUUACCGUUGUAUGUAUAUUUCUUCUGCCAACAAUGCAAAGAAAGGAAAAGCGAGGCAAUAAAUUUGUUCUUAAAAUAUAAAAAGAAAAGCACCG